CCAAAAAAAAAAAAAAAAAACACAGGCUGGGACCGAUAACAAUUAACAAGUGAGCCUCGCACACACAGACAUUCACUCGCAAUCCUCACAGUAUCCUAGAAGCAGCAUAACUUCCGGACUUCUUUCCCAGCUCACAGAGGAAAGAAAAGAAAAAGGGGGAAAGAAAGAACUUUUGAAUUGCAAAGGUCUCUUGUUUUUACUGCUAUAAUGGCACCUAAAAAUGAUGGGUCAGCUAAAAAGGUAAUGAACAAAGGGGCAUGGACGGCUGAAGAAGACAGCAAGCUCUCUCAGUACAUCGAAAUCCAUGGUGCCAAGAGGUGGAAGACCAUUGCAGCCAAAGCAGGUCUGAACAGAUGUGGGAAGAGUUGUAGAUUGAGAUGGUUGAAUUAUCUCAGACCCAAUAUCAAGAGAGGCAACAUAUCAGAUGAAGAAGAAGACUUGAUACUUAGGCUGCACAAGCUGCUUGGCAACAGGUGGUCGUUGAUUGCUGGGAGACUUCCAGGAAGAACUGACAACGAAAUCAAGAACUACUGGAAUUCUCAUUUGAGCAAGAAAAUAAAUCAAAAAGAAAAAAUGCAAGAAGUUGCGACGGCGCAGGAGACUACGCCGCAGCUCAAAACACGGGAUGCAGCACCCAUGGAGGAAGAGGGGGCUAAGAUAGUGGGGAGCUCAGAGCCCACUUUCGACAUAAAUGAGUUUUUUGACUUCUCCACAGAAGGAUCCUAUGGCCUCGAGUGGGUCAAUAAGUUCCUCGAGCUCGACGAGGACCAGUGGCUCACCGAAAAGAGGUGAAACCAGACAGAGAGAGGUCUGAUGAGCGCUCCUCUUUGAACAUUCACUAAAUUUGUCUAUAUAUAAUUAUAACAUCCAGACAUUUCGAGCGGUAA
This is a messenger RNA of Syzygium oleosum, 887 nucleotides long. RefSeq names its product transcription factor MYB1-like. The coding region runs from base 208 to 792 and encodes 194 amino acids. The transcript has 3 exons. NCBI's taxonomy places the organism in Eukaryota, Viridiplantae, Streptophyta, Magnoliopsida, Myrtales, Myrtaceae. The record is from RefSeq and is a predicted model, not a curated record.